Messenger RNA from Lycium barbarum (goji berry), 5130 nucleotides. RefSeq names its product putative late blight resistance protein homolog R1B-16. The transcript is spliced from 3 exons. Lineage: Eukaryota; Viridiplantae; Streptophyta; Magnoliopsida; Solanales; Solanaceae. Gene Ontology annotation, biological process: protein folding. Gene Ontology annotation, molecular function: alpha-tubulin binding; ADP binding. Bases 1310 to 4888 code for a protein of 1192 amino acids. The record is from RefSeq and is a predicted model, not a curated record.
CAUUUUUCUCUUGAUUUAAUCUUUGGUACUUACUGCUAUAUCUUUUGUGUUUUACUCAGUCUUUUUGUACUCAUAUUGGUGUUUUUAAUUUUCUUUUCUCAAAGUAUUUUGUUGCACUGAUUUUGUAACAAGUCUGCUAAUUUCCAAAAUCUCCUAUAUUGCAUUGAAGGAUUAGUUUCCCUUAAUUAUUACUCAUCAUUUGAUUAAACUUUAGAGCUAAAUACACUUGUAGUAAUAUGCAUAGGUGAAACACUGAAACUAUAGUUUUAUAGAUACUUGAUUGUUAUGUAAUAUGCAUAGGUGAAACACUGAAAUUAUAAUUUUUUCCCCUUAAAAAUACAUGUAGAGGAAAAAAUAAUUUAAAGAAAAAUUGAUUGAUGUGUUAUUAUUCUCCUACUAUCUUAUUUUUUGAUCUUAUUAUUACAUGUUGUUUUCCUUACUUCGGUUAUCGUAUUAUUUGUUGUUGUUAUUGUUCUAUUCUCCAUUAUUUCCAACAUGGGUUUUUUACUACUGCCUUUCCUUUCCAUACUUGAUUUGUUUAUGCGUUUUUUGAGCCGAGUCUCUAUCGGAAACAACCUCUCUACCUUCACAAGGUGGAGGUAAGACUGCGUACACAUCGCUCUCCCCAGACCCCACUUCGGGGAUCAUGCUGUGUAUGUUGAUGUUGUAGUAGUUUUCUUUUGGACAUUAAUUAUGUCUUGCAAAUCUAAGUUUGACUACUAUUCCCUCCGAUUUAACCACUUAACCUUUAUCACACUCCUUAAGAAAAUAUUAACUUCUAGAAUAAAGUAGGUAUUUUUCUUGAUUACAUCAAUUCACUGGUCUUCAUUUUUGUUGAGAACUUGCAAUCCAUUUACUUGAUUUUGUGAUAUUAUGGACAAAACAUUAACAUCUGUGUGGCCACUCAAUCCAAAUUUAUUUUCAUCUUCACCUUUUGCUGCCUUGUAAUGGCUAAACCGUAAAAAACAUCUGGAGUAUUUAGUGGAGUAUCUUUCCUUUAGUUAAAAAGUUUUUUCUUGACCAGGACCAAAAGUGCACCCUUUUUGCAAAGAUAAAGGACCAUUUAUGUUCAGCCUUAUAUAAUAGGGACUUAAAUGAACCUGCUAUUUAAAGUUAAAGGACUAUUUAAACUGUUUUCUCAAGCUGUUUACCUACUGUAUGUUAUAUGCUUUACCCAUUUUGUUUGCUGAUACUCAUAUUUGUGUUCUUCUCUUAGUAUUCUUUUGCAGUGCUUUUGCAGCUUGUUGCCCAUCUGCUAUUGAAAGCUUUCAGAUCAUAUUUGCGAAGUACAAACGAGAAUACAGUAGACAUGGCUUAUGCAAGUGUGGCUUCUCUCAUGAGAACAAUUGAACUUCUCUUGACAUCCUAUUGGUCAUCGCAAUCUCUAAUCUGUGAUCACAGAGAAGAAUUUUUGCGUCUUCAUGAAAAAUUGGAAGUAUUUCUCAAGAACUUUGAGAAAAGCAAUGUUUCUGGGGAAAUGACAGAUUUGGAAGCAAAGGUAAAAGAAGUUGCAAAUGAUGUUGAAUACACAAUUCAACUGAGACUAACAGAAACUGUAAAGGGACAAAAUAAAAGCCAGAAAAGAAAGGCACGUCGAAGGUUCCGUCAAAGCCUGCAACGGAUAGCAGGGGACAUUGACCGUGUCUUGAAAGAGUCAACAAAGAUUCAAGAUAAAGGCAAACAUGCAUCCAAGAAAUCAUUGGUUCAAGAUUUUUCAAGUUCAGCAAAAGAUAUUCUUAAUGUUAAGAACAAUAUGGUUGGACGUGAUGAUCAAAGGAAAAGGUUGUUAGAAGAUCUGACCAGAGGCUACUCUGGUGAAACCAAAGUCAUUCCAAUCAUCGGGAUGGGAGGCAUUGGAAAAACAACUUUAGCAAAAGAAGUUUACAAUGCUGAGUGCAUUCGUUCUCGUUUUGAUGUCCGUGCCUGGGCUACUAUAUCUCAACAGCACAAUGUAAAGGAAAUCUUGUUGAGCCUUCUGCGUUCUACAAAGGGUGACUCAUUUAACAUGGACGAUGAGCAAGAGCUCGCAGACAUGCUACAAAAAAGUUUAAAGAGGAGGAGAUAUUUAAUUGUGUUGGAUGACAUGUGGAGCGAUAAAGCAUGGGAUGACGUGAGGCAAUGCUUUCCGAUUGAAAACAAUGAGAGUCGAAUACUGUUGACUACCCGUAACACUAAAGUAGCUAAUUCUGCUGGUACAGAGAAUCAUUCUUUGGAGAUGGGUUUCAUGGAUCCGGAUGAGAGUUGGAACCUUUUUGGAAGUAUUGCAUUUGCAAAUGAAGCAUUAACAUCUGAGUUUGAGUCUAUUGGGAAGCAAAUUGUUGACAAAUGUCACGGGUUACCACUAACUAUUGUCGUGAUUGCUGGGCUUCUGUCCAAAUCAGAAAAGACAAUAGAAGAUUGGGAAAGUGUUGCAAAAGAUGUCAAGUCAUUUGUCACAAAUGAUCCAGAUAAACAAUGUUUGCAUUUGCUCGCAUUGAGUUACAAUCACUUGCCCAAUCACCUAAAAGCAUGUCUUUUGUAUUUUGGUACUUUUCCAGAAAACAGUGAGAUUCCAGUGAAGAAAUUAUUGAGAUUAUGGAUGGCGGAGGGUUUUCUGAAGCCGGAAAAAGAUUUGGAAGGGGAGGCUGAGAAGUGUGUACAAGAUUUUGUUGACAGAUGUCUUGUUCUCGUCAGCAAGAAAAGUAGGGAUGAAUCAAAAAUUAAAUCAUGUAAGGUUCAUGAUCUAAUACAUGAGUUGUGCUUGAGAGAAGCUAAAAGCCAAAAUAUUUUUGUCAUAAAAGACAUUGCAUAUGAUGUCCGUGGUUCUUAUAGGGCCCUUCUUACCCCUGGACAUCAUCAUUUGGUAAGGAGGCAGACAGAUGAUGAAGACAACAAUCUCUUGAAUCAAACUCGUUCUGUUUUCUUUCUUUCUUUUACAAUUUUUACUCUUGAACCAACGCUUAAUCAUUUCAAUUUACUCAGAAUCUUGGACUUGAGCCGCCCAUUGAUCGAAAACUUCCCUCCUGAGAUACUGUGCCUCAUUUGGUUGAGGUACCUUGCAAUGUACGGGAAUUUUCACAUACCUUCAGAAAUUUGCAGGUUAUGGAAUCUUCAAACAUUCAUUGUUAAAAGUUAUGAUUGGGCAUCUAGAAAUGUUUCAGAGACAAUUUGGGAACUGAAGCAAUUAAGGCAUCUGGAACUCAGAACAUUUUAUUUGCCAAAUCCCCCAAGUGUAUCUGUUGGUGAAGAGAGAGACUUAUAUUUUCCAAACAUACAAACUAUUUCUGAUUUGUCUCCAAGUAGUUGCACAAAGGAGGUUAUUUCAGGGAUUCAGAAUGCUAAAAAGUUAGAAAUCUUUGGAGAUUCAGAUGACUAUAAAAGUUGUAAAGAAUCUAGACUUGUCGAAAAUCUUGUCCAUCUACAUCAACUUGAAAAAUUGAGUUUUUCUGGACCAUUACAGACCAUUCCAAGUGCAAAAGCUUUUCCAGCAACGCUCAAGAAGUUAAAGUUGGAAGAGACUUUUCUACUGUGGGAGGACUUGAACAUCAUAGGUGAGAUACCUAACCUUGAGGUGCUGAAGCUCUUAGAUGCUUGUCGGGGCCGAGAAUGGCAUCCAAUUGCAGAUGGAUUUACUCGAUUGAAGCUUUUGCUAAUUGACGAUUGUCAUCUCAAGUACUGGAAAGCCACGAAUGACAAUUUUCCUGUCCUUGAGCGCCUUCUGAUUAGCUUCUGCAGAUCUUUGAAUGAGAUACCCAUUGAGUUUGCAGAAAUUGACUCACUGCAGCUAAUUGAGUUAGAUUGGUGUGAACCCAAACUCGAGGCUUCUGCUGCACGAAUUCAAAAAGAACAAGUAGACCUCGGAAACAAACCCGUGGAUGUUCGCAUCUCCAAUACUCGUAAGUAUAUAAAUACUCUCGAACCAACGCUUAAUCAUUUCAAUUUACUCGGAAUCUUGGACUUGAGCUGCACAUUGAUCAAAAACUUCCCUCCUGAGAUACUGUGCCUCAUUUGGUUGAGGUACCUUGAAAUGUACGGGGAUUUUCACAUACCUUCAGAAAUUUGCAGGUUAUGGAAUCUGCAAACAUUCAUUGUUAAAAGUUAUGAUUCGGCAUCUAGAAAUGUUUCAGAGACAAUUUGGGAACUGAAGCAAUUAAGGCAUCUAGAACUCGGAACAUUUUAUUUGCCAAAUCCCCCAAGUGUAUCUGUGGGUGAAGAGAGACACUUAUAUUUUCCAAACAUACAAACUAUUUCUGGUUUGUCUCCAAGUAGUUGCACAAAGGAGGUUAUUUCAGGGAUUCGAAAUGCUAAAAAGUUAGAAAUCUCUGGAGAUUCAGAUGACUAUAAGAGUUGUAAAGAAUCUAGACUUCUCGAAAAUCUUGUCCAUCUACAUCAACUUGAAACAUUGAGUUUUCGGGGACCAUUACAGAUCAUUCUAAGUGCAAAAUAUAUUCCAGCAACGCUCAAUAAGUUAAAGUUGCGUGGAACUAAACUAAGGUGGGAGGAGUUGAACAUCAUAGGUGAGAUACCUAACCUUGAGGUGCUGAAGCUGAAAUGGAAUGGUUGUGAGGGCGGAGAAUGGCAUCCAAUUGCAGGUGGAUUUACUCGAUUGAAGCUUUUGCUAAUUGACGAUUGUGAUCUCGAGGACUGGAUAGCCGCCGAUGACAAUUUUCCUGUCCUUGAGCGCCUUGUGAUUAAAGAAUGCGGGUAUUUGAAAGAGAUACCCAUUGAGUUUGCAGAAAUUGACUCACUGCAACUAAUUGAGUUAAUUUGUUGUGAAACCAAACUCAACGCUUCUGCUGAACGAAUUCAACAAGAACAAGAAGAACUCGGAAACAAACCCGUGGAUGUUCGCAUCUCCAAUCCUCUUUUUCCUCUAUGGGGGAAGAUGAGCGUGAGGAAGAUGAGAUGAGGAGGUAAUUGAUAAUGAUGACGACGGCGAUGGAAGAAUUGUUCAGAUUUGUCAUGAAUAGUACCAACUUAAUAUUGUUCAUAGUGUAAAAAGAAUGGAUAUUUGUUCUUACUUUCAGUUAAGGAGAUAAGAUCUUGUAUCAUCAUUUUUAUUUGUUUUGCUGAUCUACCAUUCAAAGUUUAGUUUCCUUUCUAUUUUUUUAAGCUUAAAAGGAAAAUAGCACUUGUAGAUUCUGUUAAACA